GCGAGCAGCUAGCGCAAAUUGUUGGACUCAUGACCCAUCCAUGCAUGAUUAUUCAGUCAGUCAGUCAGUAGGUUCCCAGAAUUUUCUCCCUGCAAACAGGGACAAAAAGCCUCUCCAAAUCGAUUUGCUGUUCAGAAAUUCAGAGAUCGAAUUCAGACAGUCGAAUCGACAAGCAAACAAGCUAGCUGCGCCACGGCGAAGUGAUGCAAACACCAUGCUUCGUGAGCCUUUCCACUGUUUCACUCUGCUCCUGCUCCUCCUCGCGGCUGCCGACCGCUGCGCCGCGGCCACCGGCGGCAGCGGCGGCCUGCAGUUCGCGUACGAUGGCUUCUCGGGCGCCAACCUCACCCUCGACGGCGCGGCCACGGUCACGGCGAGCGGCCUCCUCAUGCUGACCAACGGGUCCAUCCAGAUGAAAGGCCACGCGUUCCACCCGUCGCCGCUCCCGCUCCGCGCGGCGAGGUCCUUCUCGACGACGUUCGUGUUCGCCAUCUUCGGGCAGUACGCCGACUUCAGCAGCCACGGCCUGGCCUUCUUCGUCUCCGCGUCCGCGGACGCGUUCGCCGCCGCGCUGCCUGGCCAGUUCCUGGGCCUCUUCAACGGCACCGGCGCCACCACCGGCAACCGGAGCGCCGCCGGCGUCUUCGCCGUGGAGUUCGACACGCUCUUCAACGCCGAGUUCCACGACCUGAACAGCAACCACGUCGGCGUCGACGUCAACAGCCUGACGUCGGUCAAGGCCGCCGACGCCGGCUACUACGAUGACGUCACCGGCCAGUUCCGGAACCUGACCAUGAUCAGCCGGAAGCCCAUGCAGGCGUGGGUGGACUACGACGGCGGGAGCACGGAGGUCACCGUGGCCAUGGCUCCCCUGGGCACGGCCAGGCCCAAGAAGCCGCUGCUGCGGACCAACGUCGACCUCUCCGACGUCGCGACGGGCGCGGCGCACGUCGGGUUCGCGUCGGCGACGGGCAUCCUCUUCUCGCGCCACUUCGUGCUAGGCUGGAGCUUCGCGGUGGACGGGCCAGCCCCGCCGCUGAACAUCUCGUCGCUACCGCCGUUGCCGCGGGCUUGGCCCAAGCCGCGGUCGAAGGUGCUGGAGAUCGUGCUGCCCAUAGCGUCGGCGGCGCUGGUCGCCGCCGUGGCCAUGGCGGUGUACGCCAUGGCGAGGCGGCGGCUCAGGUACGCCGAGCUGCGGGAGGAGUGGGAGACCGCGUUUGGGCCGCACCGAUUCUCCUACAAGGACUUGUUCCAUGCGACCAAGGGAUUCAGCGACAAGAACCUCCUUGGCACGGGAGGGUUCGGGAGCGUGUACCGAGGCGUGCUCCGCAAGCCCGACAUGGAGGUCGCAGUGAAGAGGGUGUCACACGAAUCAAGACAAGGGAUGAAGGAGUUCGUCGCAGAGGUCGCGAGCAUCGGUCGCUUGCGACACCGCAACCUCGUGCAACUACUCGGCUAUUGCCGUCGUAAAGGUGAACUUCUCUUGGUGUACGAUUACAUGCCAAAAGGUAGCCUCGACAAAUACCUUUACGAUGGAAGCAAGCACCCACUAAGUUGGCCUCAGAGAUUCCACAUCAUCAGAGGAGUGGCGUCUGGGCUACUGUACCUUCACGAGGAUUGGGAACACGUUGUCAUCCACCGAGACGUCAAGGCAAGCAACGUGCUCCUCGACGAUGAGAUGAACGGUCGACUAGGCGACUUUGGCCUCGCAAGGUUGUAUGAUCACGGAGCUGUUGCACAGACAACACAUGUGGUCGGCACUAUGGGGUACCUAGCCCCUGAGUUGGGGCACACCGGCAAGGCAACCCCAUCAACCGACGUGUUCGCGUUCGGCGCAUUCCUCCUCGAGGUCACCUGCGGAAGAAGGCCAAUCGUGCAGGAUGAGCACGGCAACCGUGCCGUGCUUGUGGACUGGGUGACUGAGCAGUGGAGCAAGGGUGCACUUGUUAACGUGGUGGACGCGAGGAUUCCGAGCUGUUUUGAUCCUGACGAGGUUUCUCUGGUUCUAAAACUUGGGCUGCUCUGCUCGCAUCCAUUGCCCAAUGCUAGGCCAACAAUGCGGCAGGUCGCUCAGUACCUCGACGGUGAUAUGGCCCUACCGGAUUUGUCACCGACGUACCUAAGCUUCACUUCACUAGAGCGGAUGUACAAGGAGUUCAACCGCAAUUCCAUUUCAUACAUCUCAUCAGCAAGCAUGGGUGCCAUUUCUGAUAUCUCGGGAGGAAGGUGACAAAGGAAGGGAGCUCGUGAUUUUGAGAAGCAGUUGGUGAGGAUAUGAAAAAUCGGGUUUCUCAGUUUAUUACUUCUAGUUUAUUUUCUGAAUUAUAAUGGACUGUUUAGGGGGCUAAAAAUUCAAAAAAAAAAGGCACACAUCAGAUACUCCCAAAGUAGGGCCAAAAAUGGUGCUUGUAGCAUUGCAGUUAAGAGUAUGUUAACGGUGUAACUAGAUGCUUUAACUAUCUUGUUCUCCUUGUACUAUGAAAUCGAGAUUCUUCUGUCUUGAUUAUGUUCAUAGUUUGAUACAGCAUCGGGAUGCACUAAACAGUUAAGUAGCAA
Messenger RNA from Oryza sativa Japonica Group (Japanese rice), 2556 nucleotides. RefSeq names its product L-type lectin-domain containing receptor kinase IV.3. The record is from RefSeq and is a predicted model, not a curated record. NCBI's taxonomy places the organism in Eukaryota, Viridiplantae, Streptophyta, Magnoliopsida, Poales, Poaceae. Gene Ontology annotation, molecular function: ATP binding; carbohydrate binding; transmembrane receptor protein serine/threonine kinase activity. Gene Ontology annotation, cellular component: plasma membrane. Gene Ontology annotation, biological process: defense response to bacterium; defense response to oomycetes; protein phosphorylation.